Epinephelus lanceolatus (giant grouper) is the source of this 1044-nucleotide messenger RNA. RefSeq names its product crumbs homolog 3b (gene crb3b). The record is from RefSeq and is a predicted model, not a curated record. Lineage: Eukaryota; Metazoa; Chordata; Actinopteri; Perciformes; Serranidae.
AUGCACAGGCAGGUGAGUGUGAGAGAAAAUAGUUUCAGCUAUGCCGCGUACACACCAAGCCCGGGCUGGAUUAAAACUUUUGUCGCUUUGCUACAACACCUUGCUCUGAACCAAGAGUCACCACGGGGCACGUCGGCCGUCAUCUCACCUGUACGCUCACUAACCGGCAGAUGCCCCACUGUCAUUUCUAUCCAGCUGAUGCUGUGUUGGUCCCGAUGUAAGAACACAGGCCUCGCAAUAUUUUCUGUUCUUAGAAAGCUGUCUGUCACCAUGGCGAUGCAAGUGUUAAUCUCCCCUACAGUAUCAGUGUUUGUGUUGACCGUGCUGUCCGUGCUCAGCCUGGUUGUGCUGCUGCUGCUGUGCCUCAUCAGGAAGAAAAGGAGGAUGGAGGGAACAUACAGGCCCAGCGCAGAGGAGAAGAAACAGACGGGAUCAGCGGGAUCUGAAAAACCUGGCCUGCCUCUACCGCUGCCCAAAGAAGAGCGCCUCAUAUGAUGAACGCAUAAAAGUGGACUCACACCUGAGCCACUCCCCGUCACUGUGUACAACUGAGGAUUGAUGCCUGAUGUCUUCUGAUGUUGCUGUGUGGCUGUCCUCGGGGAUGACCCGUGUUUGUCCUUUGCACCAGAAACUCUUUAGACAUAAGGAACACUGUUUGUGCCGCACCUUUUCAUUCUCGAUGACAAAUACAGACUGUCACUUUUAUCACCUGUUUCACCGCAUGAAAUGUGCCAUUAUAAUGCCUGUUGUAUUCCUUUAUAAAAAAAACUCACUCCCUUUAUUCUGCCACAUAAAGAACAUGAGCUAAAGUAUAUUUUGUAUUUGUACAGAGGUUAGUAUAUUUGAACUGUGUUCUGUGUAUUUAUAUAUAAAACACUGUGUUUUACACUGUUUCCAAUGAUGAAGGAUAUUGAUGAAAACAAUGACUGUGAUGCACUUUUAUGUCACGCUAUGAGAAGCUCAAUUUCUUAAAAAAAUUAUAAAAAAAAAGUCAGUAUGCAUGCUACACAAGGUGUUCUGUAAAUAAACAAGGAAUGUGCACGA